AUGUCCAACGUUGACGACGAAGAUGCCUUUCUCUACGGCUCAGACGAGGAGCUCCAUCCCCAAGCGGAACAACUGCUGCUAACACCCCAAGACGAAGAUGAACUUGCCUCCAACUCAGAAGAAAAAGAUGGGUCGGCUCAGACCUCGGAUUCCGGUUCAGACUCAGACUCAGAUUCAGAAUCAGACAUAGAAAUCAUCCUUGGAUCUGACCAGCCAAAACCAGUAGCUACAGCCAAACCAGUGGCAGAGGAUGAGGUGGAGUCCACGUCUACAGCCGUCGCCUCGCAGCAGCCGACCGCUACUGCGGUGCAGCUCUCAUCGCUAGACAUCAACAAAGUCCCUAACUACAACGGAAAGCUGAUUGCGGAAACCGACUUGGAGGACAUCAGCAAUAAGCCGUGGCGCUUGCCGGGUGCGGAUAUCUCCGACUACUUCAAUUUCGGGUUUGACGAGUACACAUGGAUCGCAUAUUGUAUGAAGCAGGACCAGAUGCGGAGUGAAUUUGACCAGGCCGACUGGCUAAAGAAAGUCAUGAAGUUACCAAAGUUUGCUAGCCCGAUGGGUAUGCCGGGAAUGCCAGGUAUGAUGGGUAUGCCCUUUAUGCCCCCAGGUUUCAUGCCGCCUUCGUCGCAGGGCUCCAACGGAAUGCCCUUCAUGCCCGGCUUCCCACCAAUGCACCUUCCUAAGCAAAUCCAACCUCAGAACGUCCAACCGGAGCAGGCAGCCCUGGAGGAGGAGGUUAAAUCCACGCCUCUCAUUGCGAAUCCAAACUUACCACGAAUUCCGUCGAUUCCCGCCAGGCCCCAAGUCAAUUCGGCUGAUGGCAAGCCGUACUUACCGCUGGCUCCGCAGAGCUACUCCAACUCCAACUCGAACGAGUCAACGCCGGGACCAUCUGCCCGCUCCACCCCAAUAAACCUUCCAACCGGGCCGUCUGCCCAAGCCCGGAGUCAGUCCCCAGCAUUGCCGUCGGGUCCAAAGGCGAUCCGCAGUCGAAACAUCCACGAGGAGCGAAUCAGAGAUGAAGUAGGACCGUACGUAAAUGCCAGAGGAAAUUACAGAGACAGAGAUGACGAUAGAGGCAGGGGUAGAGGCAGGGGUAGGGGUAGAGGUAGAGGUAGAGGCUUCAGCCGUGGGGGAAAUCAUUAA
Babjeviella inositovora NRRL Y-12698 is the source of this 1149-nucleotide messenger RNA. RefSeq names its product cleavage polyadenylation factor subunit. Gene Ontology annotation, cellular component: mRNA cleavage and polyadenylation specificity factor complex. The transcript has a single exon. The record is from RefSeq and is a predicted model, not a curated record. Lineage: Eukaryota; Fungi; Ascomycota; Pichiomycetes; Serinales. Bases 1 to 1149 code for a protein of 382 amino acids. Gene Ontology annotation, molecular function: RNA binding.